Ornithorhynchus anatinus (platypus) is the source of this 7780-nucleotide messenger RNA. It is a transcript of the gene STXBP5L, whose product is annotated as syntaxin binding protein 5 like. The record is from RefSeq and is a predicted model, not a curated record. The transcript has 28 exons. Gene Ontology annotation, cellular component: plasma membrane; SNARE complex; cytoplasm. Bases 1 to 3630 code for a protein of 1209 amino acids. Gene Ontology annotation, molecular function: syntaxin binding; GTPase activator activity; myosin II binding. Gene Ontology annotation, biological process: regulation of exocytosis; regulation of protein secretion. Lineage: Eukaryota; Metazoa; Chordata; Mammalia; Monotremata; Ornithorhynchidae.
AUGCUAGAAAACAGUGAAUGGCGGAGAGGAAGUCAGGGUCACCUGCCUCUUUUCCCCAGAGGGCAGCCCGUCCACUUCAGCUUCGGGAGUCGCCCCUCGUUCCGGAGCCUGGGGAUCCGGGAGGAACUAGGACGCUCGAGCAGCAGCUGCCCGACGGUCCGUCACGGUUUCCCAUAUCAGCCUACAGCUUUGGCUUUUGACCCGGUUCAGAAAAUCUUGGCUAUCGGGACGAGAACAGGCGCUAUCAGAAUCUUGGGCAGACCUGGGGUCGACUGCCACUGCCAACACGAGAACGAAGCUGCCGUCCUCCAGCUCCAGUUCUUAAUCAAUGAGGGCGCUUUGGUCAGCGCGAGUGCUGAUGACACACUUCAUUUGUGGAACCUCAGACAGAAACGGCCGGCUCUUCUCCAUUCUCUGAAAUUUAACCGAGAGCGAAUUACCUACUGCCAUCUGCCUUUCCAAAGUAAAUGGCUCUAUGUCGGAACAGAAAGGGGAAAUACACACAUUGUAAAUAUUGAAUCUUUUGUUCUUUCUGGAUAUGUAAUCAUGUGGAACAAGGCAAUCGAAUUAUCCACAAAGACUCACCCAGGCCCCGUUGUACAUCUCAGCGACAGUCCGAGAGAUGAAGGGAAACUGCUAAUAGGUUAUGAAAAUGGGACAGUGGUACUGUGGGACUUGAAGUCCAAGAGAGCAGACCUGAGGGUUUACUAUGACGAGGCCAUCCAUUCCGUAGCCUGGCACCACGAGGGCAAACAGUUCAUGUGCAGCCAUUCGGACGGCAGCUUGACCCUGUGGAACCUGAAGAGCCCAAGCAGACCGUUCCAGACCACAAUUCCACACGGGAAAAAUCAGAGAGAUGGAAGAAAACCUGAAUCCUGUAAGCCAAUUCUGAAAGUCGAGUACAAGACCUGUAAAAACAGCGAGCCAUUCAUCAUUUUUUCUGGCGGACUUUCCUAUGAUAAAGCCUGCAGGAGACCGAGUUUGACCAUCAUGCAUGGGAAAGCAAUUACGGUGCUGGAAAUGGAUCACCCUAUCGUUGAGUUUCUGACACUGUGCGAAACGCCCUACCCUAACGAAUUUCAAGAACCCUACGCUGUAGUUGUGCUUCUGGAGAAAGAUCUAAUUGUAGUGGACCUGACACAAAGCAACUUUCCGAUCUUUGAAAAUCCUUAUCCCAUGGACAUUCACGAGUCCCCCGUCACCUGCACAGAGUAUUUUGCUGACUGUCCUCCAGACCUGAUCCCGGUGCUCUAUUCCAUAGGAGCCAAACAUAAAAAGCAAGGCUACAGCAAUAAGGAGUGGCCAGUGAGCGGAGGGACCUGGAACCUUGGGACCCAAACAUACCCAGAAAUUAUAAUCACGGGUCACGCGGAUGGAUCGAUCAAGUUUUGGGAUGCUUCUGCAAUAACUCUACAGAUGCUGUACAAGUUGAAGACCUCAAAAGUCUUCGAAAAGCCCAAGUCGGGAGAAGGAAAGCCAACGUGCGACAUUGUAGAAGAGGAUCCUUUCGCCAUUCAGAUGAUCUCCUGGUGUCCGGAGAGCAGGAUAUUCUGUGUGGCUGGGGUCUCUGCCUACGUGAUUCUCUACCGGUUCAGCAGACUCGAAACGACAACCGAAAUAACGUCAUUAGAGGUACGACUUCAGUAUGAAGUUGAAGAGAUCAUUACUCCUGAACCAGAAACAAUUCCUCCGUUUCCAGAUCCCCCUUCCCAGCUACCUUCUUUAAAGAGUCUUUCGGGGAGCAGCACCACCACAGUGACCAGCGAAGGGGUGACCAAGGACAGCCUCCCAUGCCUCAACGUGAAGGGUCGCCCUGUGAGGAUGCCUCCUGGGUACCAAGCGGACCUCGUGGUUCAGCUGGUGUGGGUGGACGGAGAACCUCCGCAGCAAAUCACAAGCCUUGCCGUCAGCUCUGCCUACGGACUCGUCGCGUUCGGGAACUGCAACGGGCUGGCCGUCGUGGACUUCCUGCAGAAGACCGUGUUGCUGAGCAUGGGGACGGUCGACUUAUACGGAUCGAGCGAUCCCUACCCGCGGCAACCCCGCUCUCCGCGCAGAAGCAAGCAGUUCAUCGCAGACAACUUUUGCAUGCGUGGCCUGUCUAACUUUUAUCCAGAUUUAACGAAACGGAUCCGUACUUCCUAUCAGAGUCUCACUGAACUCAGUGACAGCCCAGUUUCCUUGGAACUGGAGCGCUGCAAGUCCCCCACUUCAGAUCACGUCAACGGGCACUGCACGAGCCCCACCUCCCAGAGCUGCGCCCCCGGGAAGCGCCUCGCCGGCGCCGAAGCGACCAAGGCCAAUCGCCGGGGCCCCGGGAAGCCGCCCUUCCGCAAGGCCCAGUCGGCCGCCUGCAUGGACAUCUCCCUCCCGGUCACGACGGAAGUAGGUCACAUUUCCAGACGGGCAAUGCUUCAGCAAUUACAUGGAGCCAGUACAUUUUCACACGAUGAGCUCCACUUUGCCGCUUACACCUGGAGGGAGAAAGAAAACCGGGAAAACUCCUCCAACCGCUCCCGGAGCUCCAGCGUGUCCAGCAUCGACAAGGAGUCCAAGGAAGCCGUCACGGCCUUGUUCUUCACGGAGUCCUUCGCCCGGAAGCAGGACCCGGCCCCCUCGCCGUGUCUGUGGGUCGGGACGGGCAUGGGGAUGGUGACGCUCAUCUCCCUGAUCCUGCCCGCCCCCGACGAGCCCAGGGGGGCCGACCCCGUCACCGUCUCCCCGAGCGGUACGGUCCUGGCCCUGAAGGGCGCGGUGCUGGCGUUCUCCUGCCUGGACGGCACGGGGGCGUUCCUUCACCCCCCGUACGAGGUCUGGAGGGACCCCAACAGCCUGGACGAGCACGACCGAGCCCGGAAACGGAAACUGGUCUCGUCCUCGCCCCCUUCUUCCCAGGAGGCGGGCGAGCCCCAGUACGCCGUGAUCUGCUCGGAGAAGCAAGCCAAGGUCUUCUCGCUGCCCUCCCAGGCGUGUCUGUACGUCCACAACAUCACCGAGACCUCCUUCCUCCUGCGGGCCGACGUGGUGACCCUGGGCGGCAGCCCCUGCCUGGCCUGCUUCUGUGCCAACGGGCACAUCAUGACCCUGAGUCUCCCCAGCCUCCGCCCCCUGUUGGAUGUCAACUACCUGCCGCUGACCGACAUGAGGAUAGCGCGGACCUUCUGCUUCACCAACGAGGGUCAGGCCUUGUACCUCGGCUCGCCGACGGAAAUCCAGCGCCUGACCUACAGCCAGGCCAUGUGUGACGGUCUGCAGGACGUGCUCGGAGACUUGUUCACGCCGGUGGAGACUCCGGAAGCCCAGAACAGAGGCUUUCUUAAGGGGCUGUUCGGUGGAAGCGGGCAGACAUUUGACCGGGAAGAACUUUUUGGAGAGGCUUCGGCGGGAAAGGCUUCCAAGAGCCUGGCCCAGCACAUUCCCGGCUCGGGCGGCGUGGAGGGCGUGAAAGGGGCCGCGGGCGGGGUGAUCGGGGAGCUGGCCCGGGCCCGCAUCGCACUGGACGAGCGCGGCCAGAGGCUGAGUGAGCUGGACGAGAAGACGGCCGGCAUGAUGACCAGCGCCGAGGCCUUUUCCAAGCACGCCCACGAGCUGAUGCUGAAAUACAAGGACAAGAAAUGGUACCAGUUUUAGGCUGACGGCCGGGGCCGUGGCGACGCCCCCUCCCUCCGCGCCCGUCUCCGGCCGGAAGGCCCGAUGCCGACUCGGACCGCCCCCCGGCCACCGACCCCGCCCUGGCAUUUACACCAGACUCGCCCCGGCGAAGGCCGGACCCCGGCUCCGGCAUCUCCCCCCGGGCGGCUCGGGAGGGGCUCCCUGAGCCGAGAACUCUGGCUGCCGGGGUCUGGGCGCUUCCGGCUCUCGGGCACCUCACCUUCGAGCGCUACUGCACUUUCAGAAAUUCAUUGCAUGGUAAAUUGACAACUCGAAGAAGAAGAAAAAAAAACAAAGCAUGUUGUGAAGGAAGAAAAAGGACCCAUUUCUCCGGUCGAAGUCAGCCAAGCUUCCUUAUUUUCCAGAGCCGCAUUCGAGCCACCGCUGUGUUUCAGGUACGGCCACCAUCCCCACGGGACGGAGACGGCGUUGGAAGACCCCCCUCUUCUGUCACCUCUGCUCUGAGCCCCGCAGCUUUCCCGUCCUCUCCGCCCUCCCGGCCCCACCAGAGUCUGGUAGCCUCCUGUUGGGGCAGAGCCUCGGGGCCUUCCCCUAAUCUGCGAGGGACUCCCAGCUCCGGGGAGGAGCGUGGCGUGGGUUCUGCCCUCGGGACCUCCCGCAUCCUGAGCGGGCCCGUUCCCCGGCCGGGCCAGCAGUGGGGUGACGCAGGAGAGACCGCCCUGUGGCUGCCGAAGCCCCCUCCGCCCUUGUCUCCUGUGCUUCCCCCCGAGGGAGCCGCCGUCCCCCUUGCCCCCCGGCCCCCUUAUUUAUCCCAGGGCCGCUCUGCAUCCCGGCUGCUCCCCACUAUGGCCCGGUGGGGCUCAAGUACGAUUCUUACCGUCUCCCCGGCGCUGCCCCAGGCGGGGCCCGGGACGGGAGAUGGACGGACGGGUGGCAUCUGAGCAGGACCCGGGUUAGCCGGGGACGUGCCCGGCUGCACGACGGCCUCACUCGGGCCAGGGAAGGCGAAUCCUGGAUGCCCCGGCGGGGACGGAGGAGUUAGAGAAACAGCGGGCGUAUCACCUACGCUGCUUCGUCGGGACAGGAAGCUGUCGCUUUAACCGGGAACCCCGUCUUUCCUCAAGGCUCGUCGCCUCCGCGCCUGCCCCGAAGCGCCUUCCUGAUCCGGGUCAGCCGUGGGCACUUCUGCGGGUUCGGUCUGUCGCUUCUGUUGGACUUGACCCGAAUCAGGUAGUUUCAAUCACCGGAGGCUGGAACCUGAUGCGGCAACGAAGCUCGUGUCGUUUGUCCAUCCAAGCGUUGCCCCAGGGAGGUCACAGGGGGUACCCUGACUCCUGCAGGAGAGCCCCACGUCCGGUCCCGGCCCGAUCCCGCUGCCCAGUCGGUCAGCCCCGGGGGAGCCCACCGCCCAAAGUGGCCUCGUCCCAUCAGGCCAGCUGGGGCGGCCAGGGAGGGGAUUUUCUUCCAGCGGGAAAGGAGGGGUGCCAUCGGGCUGCCUGGUAGAGGCUCUGGGGAGCGAGCGGGACCUCCCCAGGGACACAAACCUCGUCGGCCUAUCCAGCCGUGGAUCGGGGGGGAUACUCGACCGACCCCGGGGAAACGCUGACCCUCGUUCCUGGAGGGAUGAGCACAUCUGCCGCCGGUGGAAAGAGCCCUGAGGUCAGCCGCGCCUCGGUGAAUGCGACGAUUCCCCGUGCCGCCCACACUGACCACCUCCAACCACCUCUGCCACCGGACCGUCCAGAACAGAAGCGCCCCCCGGGCACCCCGCUGAUCCACAAUGGACUAUGCAAUACUUCAUCAGGGAAACGGUCUGUAACUGGGAUUCCUUUUCCCCCAAAUGCCACACUGAGACGAAAUCGACUCUCCCGGUCCAAGAGUAGCGGUGGGACUCUCGCUUCAGAUGACCCACGGAAGCGGCGGAGGGCGGACGACAUGCUGGCUCAGCCACUCGCCACACGCUUAACGAAACUCCCCAGCCCCGGUCUCGCGCCGCUGGUAUUUCUCGUCCCGGAGCGAGCCGUGGGCGAGCCCCGGUCAAAGCAAUAACGCGCCGGGCGGUACGCGGAGCUGACCCGGACCACGCAACUUCCUGUUAGGACUGGAGUUCCCCGGAGCCGCUGACGUUACAGACUCCAUCUUUCCUCUCCCCCGACCACCUGCGCUAAGUCUACGAUGCCGUGGGUCUUGGUUUCCCUGAGGGAACCGGAGGGUUUCACCAGAUGCAGCUGGAAAGACCCAGAGCACCGCCUCCCCCGUGCCAACGCCCCAGCUUGGUCCCGGGCCCCCCAUCCCGAGGUGCCCUUGCCCUUCCCCUCAGCCCCCUGGGGAGGAGGGCCCCGCGCUGGCAGGCCGACGGUGGACCCGAGCAGUUACCUGGGCUGAACGGGGCAGGGAGACCCGCGGGGGGUCUGGGGGAAGGGUUCUGGGUUCCCGGCGGGUCGACCCCGGGCCGUUCCGCUUCCCGCUGAGGCCUAGAGGAGACGUUAGUUAGAGACGAACAAGACAGACCACCCUGCCGGGCUCGGGUGGCCGACCCCCAGGCUCCAAACCGGGAGUUAAUUAGGACCAGGGGCCUUCCGGAAGCCAAAACCUCCCAGUCGGCUGGACCUGCCCCUCCUCUUUCCUCCAACGCCCCUUGGAACCCUUCCCGGGGACCCCAGGGUUCACUGGCCUGCUUUCAGUCGAGUCUCCAGUUCCCCCCGUCUCUCCAUCCCAGGUUGAGUCGACCAAUAAGACCGUUCAUCGGCUAUCUGUCGGGCGGGCAUUUGGACGAGUACAGCGAAAGUAACAGACCCACGGGUCGCCACCCUUGAGGAGCUGGCCCCUUGGGAAGCUUUCCCGGCAUGUACCGCUCGGGAGGUCAUUCUGGGUAAAAGACGAGCGACGGGGUAACUAACAAACUUCCAACUAAUCUCCCGCAAACGCGCCGUUGACUCUGUCCCCGCGCUCCCCACCCAGCGGCCCGCUUGUCCUUUUCCCCCCCCGAUAGGCUCGUGGUUUUCGGGACACGGCCGGGGCGAGUCUUUCCGGGAAUCUCCCCCGACGCCCACGGACCAGAGGCUGCUUGGCGGAUCUGUAAAUUGAAAUCCAAGCCCGCUCCCCUUACCGCCCCGUCGCCGGGCCCGGAUCCCUGGCCCCGAGAGGGUCCGAAGGGCAAGCGUCCCCACUCCCCGUCCGCAGCUGUCCGUCUUGGGCUUAGCGCUCGCCGGCGGUCGCUUCCCCAGAGCUCUCCCAGGCCCGCCGCAGUGCUGCCGCUGCUGUAGGCCGAAAGGGGGCUAAGCCCCCUUAAACUAAAUGCCUACGACCCCAUCGGGCUUCCGGAUCUCUGCACGCCCACCCCUUCUCCACCCCGAAAGUGCAUUAGGCCGGGAGUCUGGCGGGGCCGGGGGCCGACCGGGACCCCGGACUCCGGGAGGAGGAUUGCGGCGCUGGCGGACGCGGCUCCGUUUGGCGAGAUUAGGGCACGGGCGGCCCCCCGGGGGCUCGGCUUACAACCUCUCCGCCCCCGGGUGACGGCCGCUGCCCAGCCCUUGGCCCCUUAGGAAGGGGGCGGACGCGAAGCCCUUGGGCUUGAGGAUGCCAGGGGACCCUGAGCACCGUGUGAAGGACCGGGAGUCCCCCCGGCCAGCCCGGCCCCACCUAGGCAGCCCCAAGGGCCCGGCCGGCAGCGGAGGGAUCGAGGGAGUCCCGGGGCCGGGGGCAGCCGGGACGGAGCACCGGGUGGCGGCUCAGGAGGACGCCCCCCCCCCGCCCCAGGUGGGUUUCCUGUGGCGGAGGCUGCCCGCCCCGGGCGCGGGGAAGCCCGGCCGGCAACACGCAACCCAGCCCGACAGCGCCGACAACCUACGGUCUCUCCCUGUUUUUCUCCAGAAGGAUAAGGGCGCCGACCGGGUGGCGUCGCCGACGUAUCUUCGGACUUCUUUCAGAAAAUGACAGAUUCCUAUUUUUCUGUUGCAUUCGGCACUUGUGAUUAUAACGAUCGAAUUUCUCGUAGUCUGUAGAGAGAACAAGAAAACUGUAUAUGUUUGUAUAUAGGAUGUUCUAUAUCUAUAAAUAUAUGUAAUGUAUAUGUUGUAUAAGUUUGGUAGUGUGCGACAUUAAUGCUUUCUAUCAAGGUUUACCAUGUAUGUGGAAACAGCCCUGAAAAAAUAUUUAUACAUAGGAA